AGAUUAAGGGGCUGUUUGUUUCAGCCUCUUAAUGGUUCAGAUGUCUGAAUGGUUCAGCACUUAAUGGUUCAGACUGUUUGUUUCAGCCUCUUAAUGGUUCAGAUGUCUGAAUGGUUAAGAGAUUUGCUUCUGAAUGGUUAAGUAUUAUACAGAGUCUGAAUGGUUAAGACCUCUUAUCUGAAUUGAUCAGACAUUUGCCUCUGAAUAGUUAAGCAAUAUACUAACUCUUAAUGGUUCAGACCUCUUACUGGUUCAGCACUUAAUGGUUCAGACCUCUUACUGGUUCAGCACUUACCCAUUCAGAAACGGGUCAACCCACAACGGUAAACCUAAUUUCUUUGCUGCUUUGGUGCGCCAUCUACCACUCAUGGCGGCCGUAUUAUCGAUAUCACCCUCUUCUUGCUCCCGCUUCCGCCGUGGGUUUAAUCCUCUUCUCUGCUCCAGACAGCGUCGCGUUUCCGCAUUACUUUCCGGCAAUCGUAUUAGAGCUUACAGAUUGUUUGUCACUUCUGCAACAAAAUUUGAUGUCUUUACUUCGCCAGAAAUUGUGAAGUCAUUUGAUUUUAGUAAUGAGGAGCGCAUCUAUAAAUGGUACGGCUGAUUUAUUGAACCAUGUUUGUUUUUUUUCUUUUUUUGGAUCUCAGUAGAAUGAUAUUAAUCUUCUGUUUCCUUUUUUUGUAGGAAUGAAUAUUUAGAAAAUGUAUUUUUAGAAACAAGAAAAGCUAAUCCUUGUU
Messenger RNA from Cuscuta campestris, 734 nucleotides. The record is from the annotation of a GenBank genome assembly. NCBI's taxonomy places the organism in Eukaryota, Viridiplantae, Streptophyta, Magnoliopsida, Solanales, Convolvulaceae.